UGUGCUGUUCCUCCUAUUCACCUCUUCAGCGUGCCCACUGCCGAUCUUUCGCUGACGCAUCUUCUUUUUCUUUUCUGCCCCUUUUUAUACCUCGUUUAUUAAAUACAACAGCGAACCCACAGAUGCUCAACGGAGGCCUCCUACAUCUCAGUGCGUAAUGGCCGAGCAAAUCUCCACUCCAGGGUCCGCCGCCGACUCCUCCAUCUCCAAACCUGCAGCCAACCCCAACAACGCCCCUAAGGACAGGUCGUGUCCCUUCUGCCAGCAGCCCUUCACCUCCUCAUCUCUCGGCCGACAUCUCGACCUUUACAUCAAAGAGAAGAACCCCAAACCUGCAGAUGGCGUCCACGAUGUCGACGAGAUCCGAAAGAUGCGCGGCACCAUCACGCGCCGACAGCCCCGCAACAGCACUUCACGGCGCGACAGUACUCCCGCCGGGACCCCUCGCGGGGGGGCGAGCGGAAGCCCACAUACAAAUGGCACGCCGAUGCAGAGCCCAAGCAUGGUGACGAGGCAGCCGAUGGUAGAUCAUAAGGGGAAGGUUAAGACGACCCUGAAUGCUGCGACUUGGCAUAGCACAGGGGUUAUUAACAAUAUCCCGCUUGUGAAUCAGCGGAAUGACUUGAAUAGCGGCGAGGGUAGUGAUAGGGAGGGAAAGCGCUUCCCAAAUAGACACAUGCUAGCAAAGAGCACAUUUGAUCAGAAGCAGAAGAUGGUAGAGGCACUAGAUAACGCCCGGGCAGCGGAAUUGGCACUUCGUGAGAUUCUAGGAAGCAUCAGGGCUGCUGUCGCAACGGUUCAACCACACGAGUCGCCGUUCGACUUCGACCCUCUUUCCCUUGACUUCCCGACACUCUGCCUUACCUGCCUCCCUCCGCCCCCAACAAUCAACCAGCUCACACCGCUCUCCUCCGUCUCGACCUCCUGGACCAUCACACCUCCCGUCGAACCCCAAUACGACUCCCUAACGAACUUCUUCCGCGAUGCCUUCCACCACACCAGAGUCACCCGUGCCAUAAACAACGCCAAACCCCCCCACCCCGACGACGUCCUCUACGCCCACCACGCCAGCCCCGCCAUGCAAGCCUCUCUCAACGCCAGCGCCCAAGAAUUCGAAGACAAAGUAAACGCCCACGUCCACGCCUCCUUCUCCUUCUGGAUGUCCCUCCCGCCGCCCAACCGCGCCGAGCUCUGGAAACUCGAGCUCGCCCGCGCCGUGGGGCAGAAGGACCAGCAAAUCACCUCGCUCAACGAGAAGCUCGAGGCUAGCGCACAGGAGAACCAGCAUCUGCACCAGCAGGUCGAGUAUCUCAGUCGCUGCCAGCAGCCUCGCGAGUUCCAGAUGCGGCCACCGAGCACAAUGCACAUCAGCAAGCGCACGGCUGUCGAGUUGGCUGAGAUGGGACUGCGCGGCGGCUCUGUCGGAUGGAGUCUCAGCGAUCCGGACGAGAACCUGCAGAAGCGUAUUGAGUCUGCCGUUGGCCGCUGGCGCGAGGUCGUGCGUAGCAGUCGCGGUGGGGGGAUGCAGGGGCAACGCAGCUUGAGUGGCCAGCUGCAGAAUGGGCCGCCAGAUGGGGCGGGCGACGAUAUGGACGUUGAUGCUGAUGGCGAUGCGGAUGCGGAUGCGGAUGCUGACGCGGAUGAAGAGCACUACGCCGGUGCGCAGAUCCAGGAGCAGCUAUCACAGGGGUCGUCGCGAGCACCGGAGGCGCCGAUGGGCGCGUAUUCACAUAACCCUGGCGCGGUGAGAAAUGGUGGGGGAAUGCAGAUGCAGGGUGGUAAUGGAGGGAUGCAGAUGCAGCAGGGGAAUAAUGGGGGCAUGCAGAUGCAACAGGGCUCUCAUGGGGGUGCUGGACAUGAGAAUGCGAAUGGGGGUGUGGGGAGGCGACAGGGGAAUAUGAUUGCGGCGCAGAAUGGACGUGCUGGGGGGAGAACGUACCCGCCAUACUGAGGCGCCUCCGCUAGCUGUCGGUUCGAAGCACUUUGAAACAAGGGGGAGUAAGAUAGAGGAAGAGUACUUCCGGCGAAGGCUUUUGAACAUAUAUACCAGGACGGGAGUUUUCUUGGCAUUGUUUCCUUAAUUUUGGCCGGUUGAAAACAAGCGGGUUAGGGUUUUUGUAUAUCAGUGUGUUUUAUUAACUUUUCGCAUCUUUGGGCGAUGGGCUUUUUGCGGGAUAUAAAAUAGGACGCAAGGAGGAUGGGAUUGAUUGGGCGAUAACAGUCAGAUCUCAACAGUCGAUCGGAGGGUUGAGUGCUGGCUUUAUAUAGUACAGUACAGUAUAAAUACCUAAUACACCCAUAUUACAUAUU
Messenger RNA from Pseudogymnoascus destructans, 2310 nucleotides. RefSeq lists its product as uncharacterized. The transcript has 2 exons. The coding region runs from base 158 to 1951 and encodes 597 amino acids. The record is from RefSeq and is a predicted model, not a curated record. NCBI's taxonomy places the organism in Eukaryota, Fungi, Ascomycota, Leotiomycetes, Thelebolales, Thelebolaceae.